CAAAUCCUGGUAAAUUAUUUAGCCUGGGAAGGUAAUAUGAAGAAAUACAAACUUCUCUUUUGUAACUUUUACUGCCAGGUAUGUGGUGGAUGGUUUCCUCAUUGGGCUUUGCACAUACGAUCAUCAGUAAUUACACAGCAGCUGCCAUCAUUAGCAACUGCUGGCUGCAGUCUGCAGCUCAGACCUGGGCCUGGAUCCUUUGCAGUUUGAACAAGGCUGUCGCUGGAACUGGCUUCUGCUCAAUUUGGGCCUGAUCCAUGCUUCCCAUGUUCAUCAUAGCGUUUUAAUUACUUCUGUGGGCUUGGGAUCAGACCCCACACCACAUCCUGGGCUAGGUCAACCUCUGCACGUUGCCUUGGAACUGUUGGGAUUCUUGUGGUAGUGUGCAGCAUUGCUGUGACUUGGAGAAACAAUGGAAAUCAGAUCAAAAUGAACUUGGAAAUCAGCAGGAAAUCUGAGUAUUCUAAAUGCUCACUAAAAUGGAGAGCAGUUCCUCACUUGUGAUGUUUCUCAUACUGAUGUGCUCCAUCAACAGCAGCUGUCCAUUUUCAUAUUCAGUGUUUAUGAGAAGGGACGAAGCACAUGAGGUACUGAAAGUCCAUAAACGUGCUAACUAUUUUCUAGAAGAGAUUCGUCCAGGGAACUUGGAGAGAGAAUGCAAUGAGGAAAAGUGUUCAUUUGAGGAAGCUAAGGAGAUCUUCCAUUCGCAGGAGAAAACGAUGGAGUUUUGGUUCAAUUACAAAGGUUUAAAUCCAUGUAGUACAAACCCCUGUAACAACGGUGGAGUCUGCAAAAUAAGACACUACAACUACUUUUGCAUCUGCCCCCCAAAUUUUGGAGGAGACAACUGUGAAAAAGAAAAGUUUGAAUGCUGGUAUAGGAACGGUGGGUGCUGGCAGUACUGCAGGGACAGCAGCAGCGCCUUUCACGUAGUAUGUUCCUGCGCAAAGGAUUACACCCUGCACGAGGACGGGAAGAGAUGCGUGCAAGCAGCACCAUUUCCAUGUGGCCUGAUUAAAGCCAGGCAGGCUCUGGCAGAAGAGCGGCUGGGGCAGACAAGGCUCCCGAGGGGACUGCCUGAGCACAGGGAUGAUGUGGCCAAGUGGAAUGAGAGCACGGAGGGCAGAGUUAGACAAACCGAGGUGGAACAAAGUGCUAUUGGGGAGAAUGGGACCUCAAAGGAUGCGUUUGGGCAAAGUGUGCUCAUGGAGGGUGACGCUGAACAACCCAAGGCGGCAGAAGACGCUUUCAGCUGGAACGAGACCCUGGGGGGCUCCGUUACACAGAAGCUGCUGGGGGAUGGUGCUGCUGGGCAGGCGGUGGGUGUCCCUGAGCACCACGAGGCAGGGGAGGGGACCGCCAGGCCUGGGAGAGGCCAGGCUCCACAGAGUGAGCCCACCCAGCGCCCUUCGUGGCAGAAUGAGACCACAGCACCUGCUGCCAGGCAGAAAGAAACGGUGGAAGAUGCUGCUGGGCAAAACCAAACGGGGGUGAACGCUGGCCAGAACAGAACAGGGCCCAUUCAAACCAUGCAUGAGGUGCUCAGUCGGAGUGGUGGCUGGGGAAAUGUUUCAGACACGCCUCAGUUCAGCCAGAUGAACAUCAGCUCUACACACAAUGACUCCAGGAUAACCGGAGGAACUUUGUGUCAUCGUGGACAUUGCCCCUGGCAGGUUUUGAUCCGGAAUAGUAAAGAUGUUGGUUUCUGUGGAGGGAGUUUAAUCAGCAGUCGUUGGGUGGUCACUGCUGCUCACUGCCUUGAUCUCGUCAGACCGCACCACGUUACUGUAGGAGACUUUGACAAAUAUCAAAGAGAAUUGAAAGAACAGAAGAUCGAUGUGGAACGGAGCUGGACACAUCCACAUUAUGAUUCAAAUAACUACAACAGUGACAUCGCUUUGUUGUACUUGAGCAGUGACGUUAUUUUUAAUGAGUACGUAAUUCCCAUCUGCCUCCCAAGCCCUACCCUUGCCACCCUGCUGUCAGAAGAAGGAAGAGUAGGGAUGGUAAGCGGAUGGGGUGCCACUCACGACAGAGGUUCAACUCUGCGCUUCCUCAUGAAAGUCCGGCUGCCCAUUGUAAACAUGGAGACCUGUCAGCGGUCGACAGACAGACUCAUUACAGACAACAUGUUGUGCGCAGGUUACACCACCGAGGCUGCGGACGCCUGCAAGGGGGACAGUGGGGGCCCUUUCACUGUGCCGUACCACAACACUUGGUUUCUCUUGGGUAUUGUAAGCUGGGGUGAGGGCUGUGCUGAGAAAGGAAAAUACAGUGUGUAUACAAGAGUAUCCAACUACAUCCCGUGGAUUAACGAGGUUGUUGAAAGUGUAGCAGAUGCAGGAAACUUUUCCAUUAACUUUUCUUAAUACCAUCAUUAAAAACAGGGACAAUUCUGUUAUUACAGUGUUCCAGUCUAAGACACUAUGUAGUUCCUGUCCUUAUCCUUAAUGGUGUAAAAUAGAUUGUCUUCAAAGAAAUUUUGAGUCUGUUUACUCAGAAAUGGUUAAAUUGUUCAUUCAAGUAUUACCGAGUAAAAUACUUGUGUGUAAAAGAACUGUUCUGUAAAUAACAAAAGGAGACAACUACAACUUUUCUUAGUUUUAAUUCCUAUUGAAAAGGGUUUUUAAAGAAAAAUAAAAAGCUUUCCAUUUCUCAAGCCUACGUGCACAAAAACAA
Messenger RNA from Grus americana (Whooping crane), 2679 nucleotides. RefSeq names its product venom prothrombin activator notecarin-D2-like. The record is from RefSeq and is a predicted model, not a curated record. The coding region runs from base 468 to 2369 and encodes 633 amino acids. Gene Ontology annotation, biological process: proteolysis. Gene Ontology annotation, cellular component: extracellular region. Lineage: Eukaryota; Metazoa; Chordata; Aves; Gruiformes; Gruidae. The transcript has 9 exons. Gene Ontology annotation, molecular function: serine-type endopeptidase activity; calcium ion binding.